Pipistrellus nathusii (Nathusius's pipistrelle) is the source of this 1128-nucleotide messenger RNA. The record is from the annotation of a GenBank genome assembly. NCBI's taxonomy places the organism in Eukaryota, Metazoa, Chordata, Mammalia, Chiroptera, Vespertilionidae.
AUGGAUCCCACGUGCGAGGAGAGGGCCACGGAGGAUAGGAGCGACGAGGAGGACUCCGACUCCGCGGAAGCCCCGGCGCGGGCCCGGGACACCCCUGAGGACAUCGUUCUGGAAGCGCCGGCUAGUGGGCUGGCGUUCCACCCGUCCCGCGACCUCCUGGCGGCGGGGGACGUGGACGGGGACGUGUUCGUCUUUUCCUACUCCUGUCAAGAGGGAGAAACCAAGGAGCUCUGGUCCUCUGGUCACCACCUCAAGUCCUGCCGUGCCGUGGCCUUCUCUGAAGACGGGCAGAAACUUGUUACGGUCUCCAAGGACAAAGCCAUCCACGUUCUCGAUGUGGAACAGGGCCGACUGGAAAGACGCAUUUCCAAGGCUCAUGGGGCCCCUAUCAACAGUCUGCUGCUAGUGGAUAUGAAUGUUCUGGCCACCGGGGAUGACACCGGUGGCAUUCGGCUCUGGGACCAGCGGAAGGAAGGCCCCUUAAUGGACAUGCGGCAACACGAGGAGUACAUUGCUGACAUGGCUCUGGACCCAGCCAAGAAGCUGCUGCUGACAGCCAGUGGAGAUGGCUGCCUUGGUGUCUUCAAUAUUAAGCGACGCCGGUUUGAGCUGCUUUCAGAACCUCAGUCUGGAGACCUGACCUCGGUCACAAUCAUGAAAUGUGGGAGGAAGGUGGCCUGUGGCUCCAGUGAAGGCACCAUCUAUCUCUUCAAUUGGAAUGGCUUUGGGGCCACAAGCGACCGAUUUGCCCUGAGAGCCGAGUCCAUUGAUUGCAUGGUUCCGGUCACGGACAGUCUGCUAUGCACGGGGUCCACGGAUGGAGUCAUCAGGGCUGUGAACAUCCUGCCGAACCGAGUGGUGGGCACGGUGGGCCAGCAUGCCGGGGAGCCCGUGGAGGAGCUGGCCCUCUCCCACUGCGGCCGCUUCCUGGCCAGCAGUGGCCAUGACCAGUGCCUCAAAUUCUGGGACAUGGCCCAGCUGCGGGCUGUGGUGGUGGAUGAUUACCGUCGGCGCAAAAAAAAGGGAGGGCCCCUUCGGGCACUGAGUAGCAAGGCUUGGAGCACCGAUGACUUCUUUGCAGGACUGAGGGAAGAGGAAGCGGAGAAGGAGGAAGAGGACAGUGACUGA